AGUUUAGGCGGAUAUUGACUAUGGCCUUUGGACGACAUGUAAUAUGAAACUAACCAAAAGACCUGCGCAUCCUUUUGAAUAAUCGUAGGAAUAAUCUCUUGAAAUAAAAAAACGGAAAAUGGAUCUAUCUAAUCAUGGAAGUUUUGGUUUAAUUUUAAUAAAUUGUGAAUUAUGACAAAAACGGGCCUUUCGCAAGUGCAAGGUUAUUACACUGGGUUGAUAUAUCUAUUUGCUCAAAACUCUGAGAAGAUGUCCUGUAUUCAGAUUUUGGGAGGUAUUAAAGACGAACCAAGGGAGCUGUUGGAGGUUAAGGUAGAAGAAAUUACUGCAGAUGAUAUAGUCGGUAAUGAAUUGAAGGAAACAUACCUAGAACCAGAAAUCUUGAUUACAUCUUCAAUUCAUAUUACUCCAAAGGAAGAAAGUCCUGAGCAAGUAACUGAAGUCAGUUCAAGUGUUGCUGUAGGUGUAACUAAGAAAAACGGAAAGGAGACUCUGUCUGAAAAGUUACUAAUAAAUAAUACUUUUGAUGAUUCCAAAAGAGUUAAAGAAUAUGAAAUGGCUAUGGAUGAAGAGGGCUUCUACAGUUGUUUUUAUUGCCACUACAAACACAAAAAAAGAGCAUACACUAGAGCGCAUGUCCGGAACAUGCAUCGGCCGAAGCAAAAAUGCCCUUUUUGUCCGUACGAGACGAUCGCGAACAAACUCAUGAAGAUCCAUGUGCGGAAACACGAGUAUCCAGAUAAGUGUAAAAGUUGCGACUUCAGGACCUCAUCGAGGCCGCUGAUGAACCAACACGUUUUGGACAAUCACAAAAAGUACAUCUGCGAGAAAUGUCCCGACAAAUGUCGAAGGUGUAAACGCUUGAAACAGACCCGGUGCGAGUUUACAACCUCGAGCUUGCUAAGAUCGCACAUGCGGUAUGUGCAUACCCCGGCAGAGCAGAUCGACUGGUUCUAUUGUGCCAAUUGUGAUAUGAAAGUUAAAAAAAAAUCGGAACUCAUUCCACACAUCAGGGACUUCCACAAUUUCUCGCAGUUGCAUAAGUGCGAUGAUUGCUCCAAAGUAUUUUCUUCACGAACCAGCAUGUUAGGUCAUAAACGGACUAUCCACAGGAAAAAGCUCUUGAAAUGCAACAAAUGCGAUUUCACCGUGUACUCACGGAUUUGCCUAGAAAAUCACAUGAUCCGCCACGGGAACAUAGACGAGAUGGAAGAUCUGAAGUGCAACUUUUGCAGCUAUACCAGCAAGAUGCAAAGUUUGUUAAAAGGUCACAUCAAGAGGAAGCACUGCGAUGGAAAUUCCAGAGUUCAGUGUGAAUAUUGCCCUUACCAGACAAGAAACAAAGCCUUAUUAAAGCUCCACUUGAUCAGUAAGCACGGCACGAAAGACGGGCUUUUCUAUAAGUGCAAACAUUGCGAUUAUCAGACGCACCGAAUGCAUACUUUGAAGAUGCACCAGCUGAAACACAAGAAAGCCGACGAGCUGGAAUAUUUUUAUUGUUAUCACUGCCCGUUUAAGGCGACCCGCAAGGACAAUUUGAAAGUGCACAUUUUCAAGCACGACGCUUUCAAGAAACAGUACAUAUGUUAUAUUUGCAAUUUCGCAGCGAAAUCGAAAUAUCUGCUCGUCAAGCAUAUCGACAAACAUUCACGCGACACCAAGGGCUCCAAAUCGUCGAGAACUAAAUAAAUUGUUUUAUUCUGAUUCAAACUGACCAAAAAAAAAAAAUAUUUCGGCCAAAAUUGAUUCACAAAUAUCUAAAGGGAUGACUCAUCUUUUCACGGCUCCUGUUUUUGUCCUUUUGUUUCCAUCUUGGUCUGUAGCAAAAACCAAAAAAGUCAAAA
Cylas formicarius (sweet potato weevil) is the source of this 1844-nucleotide messenger RNA. RefSeq names its product zinc finger autosomal protein-like. Gene Ontology annotation, cellular component: nucleus. The transcript is spliced from 6 exons. Gene Ontology annotation, biological process: regulation of transcription by RNA polymerase II. NCBI's taxonomy places the organism in Eukaryota, Metazoa, Arthropoda, Insecta, Coleoptera, Brentidae. The record is from RefSeq and is a predicted model, not a curated record. Bases 172 to 1689 code for a protein of 505 amino acids. Gene Ontology annotation, molecular function: RNA polymerase II transcription regulatory region sequence-specific DNA binding; DNA-binding transcription factor activity, RNA polymerase II-specific.